CACUUUUACUCAUUAUGGUCAAAUGUUGUCCACCAACAUAGUAUCAAGAAUAGAUUAAGAUUCUGGUUUAUCCUAGCUAGAAUGCGGAAUCAGAUUUCUCCCACUUCCAUAUGCUUCUUGGGGGAGCCUUGCACGCAGUGAGUUGUAGAAUUGAAUAGAAUCAUCCACUGUAGCCAUGGAUAACAGUAGUGAUGUUCCAGCACGUGUUCAGGGAAAAUAUCUUGCAAUAUUUGUCUGCUGGCUUCUUGGCAAUGGAUGUCUUUUUUCAUGGAACAGCAUGCUGACAAUUGAAGAUUACUACGUUUACUUGUUUCCGAAAUACCAUCCUCCUAGGGUGCUUACUCUUGUGUAUCAACCAUUUGCAGUUGGAACACUUGCAAUACUGGCUUAUAAUGAGGCCAAAAUCAACACAAGAAUCCGAAACCUAUUUGGAUACACUCUCUUUUUCAUAAGCACUUUAUUGGUCUUAAUUUUGGAUUUAGCAACAUCUGGUAAAGGAGGUCUUGGAACUUACAUUGGUAUAUGCGCAAUUAGCGGCGCUUUUGGGGUUGCGGAUGCUCAUGUUCAAGGUGGAAUGGUGGGAGAUUUGUCUUACAUGAGACAAGAAUUCAUUCAGUCUUUCCUUGCUGGUUUGGCAGCAUCUGGUGCAUUAACCUCUGCUUUGAGGCUAAUCACAAAAGCUGCAUUUGAGAAUUCUAAGGAUGGUCUUCGGAAAGGAGCAAUUCUAUUCUUUGCCAUAUCAACAUUCUUUGAGCUUGUUUGUGUUCUUCUCUAUGCCUUUGUUUUCCCCAAAAUACCAAUUGUGAAGUACUACCGUUCAAAAGCAGCAUCUGAAGGAUCCAAAACUGUUUCAGCUGACCUUGCAGCUGGUGGCAUAGAAACAUUAUCUGAAGAAGUUGAGGGAUAUGAAAAACAACCAGAGAGGAAGGGAAUCCAGCAAUUGUUACUAGAAAACAUGGAUUAUGCACUUGACAUGUUCCUAAUAUAUACUCUCACACUAUCCAUCUUCCCUGGGUUCCUAUCAGAAGAUACUGGAUCACACAGCCUAGGCACAUGGUAUGCUCUUGUUUUGAUUGCAAUGUACAAUGUAUGUGAUCUGAUUGGAAGAUACAUUCCACUAGUGAAGAAGUUGAAGUUGGAGUCCAGGAAGUUGAUAACAAUAAUGAUUCUUUGUCGGUUCCUACUUGUUCCAGCAUUUUAUUUCACUGCAAAGUAUGGUGACCAAGGUUGGAUGAUAUUCUUGACAUCCUUCUUGGGCUUGUCCAAUGGUUACCUUACUGUAUGUGUUCUUACAUCUGCACCAAAAGGUUACAAGGGUCCUGAACAAAAUGCAUUGGGGAACUUGUUGGUGUUGUUUCUCCUUGGAGGCAUUUUUGCUGGGGUGACACUUGACUGGCUGUGGUUAAUAGGAAAAGACUGGUGAAAAUCAAUGCAUAAUAAAGUCAUGUGAAUUUUUCUGAUGAAAGGAUUAGUUUCGCC
This is a messenger RNA of Arachis duranensis, 1479 nucleotides long. Its product is annotated as equilibrative nucleotide transporter 3. The record is from RefSeq and is a predicted model, not a curated record. Gene Ontology annotation, cellular component: plasma membrane. Lineage: Eukaryota; Viridiplantae; Streptophyta; Magnoliopsida; Fabales; Fabaceae. Bases 176 to 1423 code for a protein of 415 amino acids. Gene Ontology annotation, molecular function: nucleoside transmembrane transporter activity. Gene Ontology annotation, biological process: nucleoside transmembrane transport. The transcript has 10 exons.